Hyalella azteca is the source of this 701-nucleotide messenger RNA. Its product is annotated as syntaxin-binding protein 5-like. Gene Ontology annotation, cellular component: SNARE complex; cytoplasm; plasma membrane. The coding region runs from base 156 to 701 and encodes 181 amino acids. The record is from RefSeq and is a predicted model, not a curated record. Gene Ontology annotation, molecular function: GTPase activator activity; myosin II binding; syntaxin binding. The transcript is spliced from 4 exons. Lineage: Eukaryota; Metazoa; Arthropoda; Malacostraca; Amphipoda; Hyalellidae. Gene Ontology annotation, biological process: regulation of protein secretion; regulation of exocytosis.
CGCGAGAGUGUGUAGUGGUCUGUGUCGGCUGUUGUGUCGUCCGCGAAUUUGGCAGGCUAGUGGUGUUCAAAUGUUUGAAUUUAAAUAUUUGUGGGCUGUGCCAAAUAUCCCAUGACGUUUCUCUGAUAAAUGUCUGUGUGCGUUUACGUGGCACCAUGAAGAAACGGACUCUAAAGCACGUUCUUGAUGGAUUUCGUUCAUCCGUGGCGCAACCUAGCGCCAAAACCGAACACGUCCCUAUUGUUGAAACACUUCGACCUGAACACUUCCAGGUUGCAAAGACGGUGCGACACGGCUUCCCCUACCAGCCCACGGCGCUCGCCUUCGACCCCAUCCAGAAGAUCCUGGCCGUGGGCACCAAGCAUGGCUCCAUCAGACUCAUCGGACGGCCCGGGGUUGACGCUCACAUGAGGCACGAGAGCGAGGCGGCAGUGCUGUUCUUGGUGUUCCUGGUGAACGAAGGCGCCCUCAUCAGCGCCACGGCCGACAGCAGCGUCCAUAUCUGGAACCUGCGCCAGAAGAGGCCCGAGAUCGUCCACUCCCUCAAGUUCCAGCGUGAGAGGGUGACGAGCGUGUGCCUGGCGCUGCAGAGCAAGUGGCUGUACGUGGGGUCGGAGCGCGGCAACGUCCACAUCGUCAACGUCGAGACCUUCACACUGUCGGGCUACAUCAUUAACUGGAACAAGGCUAUAGACUUGUGA